Falco peregrinus (peregrine falcon) is the source of this 3023-nucleotide messenger RNA. It is a transcript of the gene SLC38A9, whose product is annotated as solute carrier family 38 member 9. The transcript has 17 exons. The coding region runs from base 517 to 2313 and encodes 598 amino acids. The record is from RefSeq and is a predicted model, not a curated record. Gene Ontology annotation, biological process: amino acid transmembrane transport. NCBI's taxonomy places the organism in Eukaryota, Metazoa, Chordata, Aves, Falconiformes, Falconidae. Gene Ontology annotation, molecular function: amino acid transmembrane transporter activity.
GCGGGAGGGCUCGGCGGGCGCGGCGCGGUGCGGUGGCUGCCGCUGCCUGCCCCGCGCUGCCCGGAGCGCCGCUCGCGGCCCGGCUCGCUCGGCCCCCUGAGGGGGACGGCGGGACGGCCGGGCCGAGCCGGGGCCUGCGCCGCGCCGCGCUGUGGGGCUGCGGGGCGCCCUGCCUGCCGCCGGCGCGCCGGGCCUGAGGGAGGGCGCCGGGCAGGGCCGCAUGGGCAGCCCGGCGGGACCGUGCCGGGCGCGGGUGUGGUGUGUUAACGCCGAACACGAAGGAAACGCCAGAGCGUUGUCUGAUGCGUAGAAACGGUAUUAAACCUUUCUCGGGCGAUCCAUGAAUCUGGGAGAAGCUUACAUCGGCUUUAACAGGCCUGGGGGCCCUGUGACAUAAAACCAAAAUGAUGUUAAAAAUCAUUACACAAGGUUCUAAGCAGAAGGGAAAAAAGAGGGAACAUACUGUCAGGGCAGAAUAACUGACAGGACCUAGAAGAAGGUGGCAUAUUCACAAAUAUGGAAGAGGAUACCAAACCUCUCUUGGUUCCUGUGGGAGGUGACGAAAGUAAUUAUGGAAUCAUGAAUAUACAGUUUAAUCCAGAAGACUUCAAGUGCAAAAGACCAUUUCAUGUGGAGCCUACAAACAUAGUCAGCGUGAACGAUGAUAUGCAAAGAGUCACUGAUGAAGCUUCAGCAAUGAAUAAGCGGAUUCACUACUACAGCAGGCUCACAUCUCCUGCAGACAGGGCGCUGAUUGCUCCUGAUCAUGUACUUCCAGCUCCUGAUGAAAUCUACGUAUACAGUCCAUUGGGAACUGCUUUUAAAGUUGACAGUUGCACAGAUGGCUAUGGUAAAAACUCCAGUAUAGUGACAAUAUUUAUGAUAUGGAAUACAAUGAUGGGUACAUCUAUAUUAAGUAUCCCAUGGGGAAUAAAACAGGCAGGCUUUACUUCUGGAAUCAUUCUCAUUUUACUGAUGGGCAUUUUGACUCUUUAUUGCUGCUACAGAGUUGUAGAGUCACGGAAAAUGAUACCUUUAGUAGAUACCUCAAGCUGGGAAUUCCCAGAUGUUUGCAAGUAUUACUUUGGAUCCUUUGGUCAAUGGUCAAGUCUUUUAUUUUCGAUGGUAUCGCUUGUUGGAGCCAUGGUUGUUUAUUGGGUGCUUAUGUCCAACUUUCUGUUCAACACAGGAAAGUUUAUAUACAACUUCAUUCAUGACAUUAACGUAACAGAUAUUGUUCCUGGCACCAAUGGAAGUAACAGAGAACAGGCAUGCAGCCAAUGUGGGAGGGAGGCUAUCAAGUAUCUUGGGAUGCCAAAAUUUAAAACAAGACGUUAUGAGAACAGUAAGAUGGUUUAUAUUUCAACACGUAACUUUUUAGUCAUUUGUCCAAGUGCUACUAGUGGUCACACACCACAGAACAGGAGUGUGAUGUUCUCUUCUGGCAAUGAUACAGGUUUUGAACUCUUCGAGGAGUGGUGGAACAAAUCACAAACAGUACCAUUUUACCUGAUUGCUGUUCUUCUGCCUCUGCUAAAUCUGAAGUCUCCAUCCUUCUUUGCAAAGUUUAAUGUCCUAGGUACAAUUUCCGUUGUCUACUUAGUUUUUCUGGUUACUGUAAAGGCUGCUUAUCUGGGAAUCCAUUUAGAAUACAACUGGUUUGCAGAGAAUGAUUUUUUUGUACCAGAGUUUAGAAUUCUGUUCCCUCAGCUUACAGGGGUUCUGACACUUGCCUUCUUCAUCCACAAUUGUGUCAUCACACUUCUUCAAAAUAACAAGAAUCAGGAAAAUAAUGUGAGAGACCUCUCUAUUGCGUACUUCCUGGUGGGGUUAACGUAUCUGUAUGUGGGAAUGAUAAUUUUUGCAUCUUUUCCUUCUCCACCACUAUCCAAAGAAUGCAUUGAACAGAAUUUUCUAGAUAACUUUCCCAGUGAUGACAUCAUGUCAUUCGUUGCAAGAAUAUUCCUGCUGUUCCAGAUGAUGACUGUAUACCCACUGUUAGGCUAUCUGGCACGAGUUCAGCUGUUAAGACAAUUUUUUGGAAAUGCUUACCCAAGCAUUUUCCAUGUGCUCAUCCUGAAUGUAGCAAUCGUAGGAGCUGGAGUAGCAAUGGCAAGAUUUUACCCAAAUAUAGGAGGUAUCAUAAGAUACUCUGGAGCAACAUGUGGUCUGGCCUUUGUAUUCGUGUAUCCGUCCCUCAUCUACAUGAUCUCCCUGCAUCGUGCUGGGCGGCUGACGUGGCCAGCAUUGAUCAUUCACAUCUUUAUAAUCCUCCUUGGACUGGCGAAUCUGAUUGCACAAUUUCUAUUGUGAAAACUCCCCCUUCUCCCUGUGGCUGUGACAAAUGGUACUGUGACAUUUGGCCACAGCCUUGAGCAACACCGUCAUGCAUGAGAAUGAACAGUCCUCCAUGUGAUCUUGAGAAAAGAUGCACCUUUGAAACAAAUUUAAAACACAUCUUUCAGGUGCUUGACAGAAAACCUGUCUUGCUCCUCUAAAAAAAAGAUUAUGCAAAGUGAAAUGGUUCAGAUUUGAGUGAGGUAGUUCUCCUGGUUUUGUUGAAUGUAUAUCAAAAAUUAAUGAAACUCACGUAUUCUCAUUUUUUACAGCAUACUUCUCAAAACACACAACUUUCAGCCUCAGGCCAUAGAACUCCUCUUUCCUCCAGAGGAACUGUCCUUACCUUUAUUAACAAAUAUGCUUUCACAGAAUUGUUCAGUUUGUUUGACUUUUUUGUUGCAGUUAUUUUUCUGUUUUGUUUGGAAAAUUAAGAAAUUAUUGUCUUUUUUUGCUGUUUAGGUUAAUUUAUAGUCAUUUGGGGUAAAAUGCAUUUUUAAUUUUGAAUAUACUAUGAAAUUGUUUUGGCAGUGGUUUUCCUCUACAAAAUCCCAACUAAAAGAAACAAUAAACUCAUAUUGCAGUGUUCUAUUGAGAACCAAUAUGUACACAAGUUGUGAUCUUACAAUGAAAAACGUCAGAAGGAUAAAAAAAAUUAGAGCGAGACAAUUAAAAUUGAAAAUCCA